GUGGGAUUUCCCCUGGCAAUCUUAGAAACCAAGGAGCUUUCAAAAAUCAGUUACACAACGCAAACAAUUAAGUACAAAGCAAAAAUACACAAAAAAAACCGCAUCGCCCCUUUAAGACAAGAUGAAAUUCAUUGCGAUUUUAAUUGCCUGCGUGCACACACACACACACAAGCAAAAGGUUUAAAGUUACACAUAUCUGGGGCGUGUCUUCAAGAGUUAAAAAAAAGUACAAACAUCCAAGUUUAGCGUCUAGCUGUGAUUGAGUGUGGCAGAGGGAGGAAGAGAGAGAGGAAAAGGCCAGAGAAACGGAGAAAAAUUGCAGAUAUGCAUUGCGAUUUGUUCUUACAACGUGCGCUGUGGCUUUACAUUUUGCUGCAGGAAAUGGGCAAGGUUUUAUCAGCAAGGCACGCCGUAUACUGGAACAGCACAAAUCGAAGGUUUGCGAUUGACGAUUACAUGGUAAAGGUGUCGAUCAACGAUUACCUGGAUAUCUUCUGCCCUCACUACCCUGCCGAGACGCCGCUGGAGCAGACAGAAUCAUUCCACCUUUACAUGGUGGACACCGAGGGCUACGGUGGCUGCAAUGCCAAGGGCAAGGCCUUCAAGCGGUGGGAGUGUAACCGCCCUUUUGCCCCCUAUGCCCCUGUGCGCUUCUCAGAGAAGAUCCAGCUCUUCACCCCCUUCACGCUGGGCUUUGAGUUCCAGCCUGGUGUGGACUAUUACUACAUCUCCUUGCCACCUCCAAAGGAUAACAAAUGCCUUCGUCUAAGGGUAUCGGUCUGCUGUGCCACAACCUUGAGGCCGAUCACUCAGACAUCGCAGGAGCCUGCCAAAGAUAGGGUACAGCAAGAUGCUUCCAAAUCCAAGGACACAGGAGGUGCAUUGCAGCUCUACCCAGGAAUGUUCCUUUGCUUACUCAGUUUACUUUGCACUUCCUGCCUCUCAUGGCUUUAGAGACGGCUGACGUAUAGUUCAAUCAUCGACUGAACUGGCCAGGACAUUUUGCCCUCCCUGGCCACAACUGUUCGAUUUUCCCCAAUGACCCAAAGUUUUUAAUUUUGAUCGCAAAUCUUCUCAGCUUGGGCUCCUCUCACUCCAGCCCCAGGUGACACCAAAAUGACUGAGCCAAAGAGGGAAAAAGUUUCUCCAAGUCGCAAGCUUUUCUGUCACCCGCUUAGUUGACUUUCAACGGUGGACAUCUUGAACCUGAGGAGGUCAUGAUACUUUUAAUUAAUUCUCACAACUAAUUUGAACUUGUAUAAGCUCGGUGUGCCUUGUUUCCUGAAUUUACAAGCCAGGAAUGGUGUUCUUCAAGAGAGGCAUUUAACCUCCUCCUACAUUUGAGGAUGGCACAGAUCUUUAGCUGCUCUUCCCUGUGACCGAGACAGAUCUCAGAAAGUCUGGCUACUGCUGAAGGUUUCGUUUCAAGGAAAGGAUAGACACGUUCGGGACCUCCUGAAAGUAGGACAUCUUCCCCUCAUCCUUACAGAUUCUGGAUUCCGCUCAAUGCCAACCCUGGUUGGUUUGAAGCAUUGUGAGCCAGGCCAUGAGAAGACGACAUGGCUGGAGGUCAUUCACGUCAAUAGACCAUAGGCUUGCCUGGCUUCGAAGACUUGAAACCACGGCCACAAGUCAGGCACGUUCACCAAGGUGGCGAGAUUCCCCCAAGCCCUCGGCUCCCAAAGACAAUGAUGGCAAAAUGGAGGGUGGGGGGGGGGUGCGACGGUGGGAAGGACGCCUUGUCAAGUAGGCCCCAUUUCCAUGACAAUGCUAGAUGGACCAAUCUGAGGCGGUGCGGCAAUCUAUCAGCCCAGCAACCAAACCACCAACAUUUCUGGCUUUGGCCAAUGCCACAAACAGGACCAAUCAUAAACGACACAAAGCUCAAAAUUUGCUGGUUGGAUUAGUAGCAAGUUCGUCUUACUCAGAGACAAUGUCCCCAAGUGUCUCUUACACUUCCUUGCUUCCAAAGUGGGAACACAGCCCAGUCCUCCAUGCCCAACUCCCCCCUCCUUCCCAUUGGCUCCCUCGAGCGAGGGGGCAGCAGGAAUAGAGGGGGAACAUGGGAGGUCAACAUAGGUACCUCUCGGACUCUUACUUUCUGUGAAAACUUCACCUUUUGUCUUCUAAGAAGAUAUUGCAUCCCUGCCGCGGAGAUGGCAGUGACCUUUGUGUACAGGUCUAUUUCUUUUUAAAGGAUUUCAAUAAAGGAAAUUAAAGAGAGGCUCACAAUGGGAUUUACUUGCAUCU
Molecule: messenger RNA, 2250 nt
Organism: Mobula hypostoma (lesser devil ray)
Lineage: Eukaryota; Metazoa; Chordata; Chondrichthyes; Myliobatiformes; Myliobatidae
Product: ephrin-A4-like
Exons: 6
Coding region: 325-954 (209 amino acids)
Biological process (GO): ephrin receptor signaling pathway; axon guidance
Cellular component (GO): plasma membrane
Molecular function (GO): ephrin receptor binding
Source: RefSeq, a predicted model, not a curated record